UGUAAUUUGUAUAUUAAAAAAUUAUAGAAAUUAUAUAUUAAUAAUCUAUAUGUUAAGACAAAUCAAACAAGAUCACACAUGACUAUAUUUAGGCUUACACAUUGAGAGAAUUUGAUGAGUCAAAGUGCUUAGAUGAACAGUUUCAAAAGUCAAAAGUGAACGAAUACUCCGGGACGAAGGGAGUAGUUCAUAUUUAGGGAAAAUGAUAUGUUUAAGUCUUAUUNGGACGGAGGUAGUAUUAGAUAAUAUUUGAUACUACCUCCGUCCCAUAUUAUUUGUCCACUUUCAUUUUACACACCAUCCAAUACACUUCUUUAAUCCAUUUUAUCUUGUAAUUUGUAUAUUAAAAAAUUAUAGAAAUUAUAUAUUAAUAAUCUAUAUGUUAAGACAAAUCAAACAAGAUCACACAUGACUAUAUUUAGGCUUACACAUUGAGAGAAUUUGAUGAGUCAAAAUGGAAAGAAGUAUUGCUUCUUUCUCCAUUUUUUUGAACAACACUUUUCACGUCUAUAAAUUUGGCUCUUCCUCGUCCAUUUCCACCACCAUCCAUUCUAUUGUGUUUCUUAAUAUAUGCUUUCAUCUCUUCCCUUCAAACUUCCAAGUGAAGAAAAAUGACUAACCAUAAUGUGGUGGUUUCCGAUCCAAAACCCGGCGCAGCCUUGCCGGCCGCUGUGCCCGCCACUGCGGGGCCACCUGCUCGUGGCCGUUUCAUUACCGCAUUGUUUGAAUCCAUGAGGAUAUCGAGUCAUCCAUCAGCUCUGGGCAUGUUUGAUGAAAUAGUGAAAUGUUCAAAAGGGAAGAAGAUAGUCAUAUUUCUUGAUUAUGAUGGUACACUCUCCUCCAUUGUUGAAGAUCCUGACAAAGCUUUCAUGACUAACGAGAUGAGAGAAGCUGUGAGGAGCAUUGCAAAGCAUUUUCCCACGGCCAUAGUGAGUGGGAGGAGCAGGGAAAAGGUACACGAUUUUGUUCAGUUAUCUCAACUUUACUAUGCUGGAAGCCAUGGAAUGGACAUUAAGGGUCCAACCGAAGGAAAUGCCGAGGCUGUUCUCUACCAACCCGCCAAAGAAUUUUUACCUAUGAUCGAUGAGGUAUAUAAUUUAUUACUGGAGAAAACCAAAUCUGUCGCUGGAGCUAAAGUGAACAACAACAAGUUUUGCUUGUCUGUGCAUUAUCGUUGUGUCGAGGAAAAGAGAUGGAAUGAACUUUGUGAACUAGUGAAAGGUGUGGCCAAUGAGUGCCCAAAGCUUGGAUUAUCUACUGGGAGGAAGGUUUUGGAGAUUCGUCCGAUGAUUGAAUGGGACAAGGGCAAAGCAUUGGAAUUUUUGUUGGAAGCAUUAGGUUUGGCAAAUUCUGAGGAUGUUUUGCCGAUUUAUAUUGGUGAUGAUCGAACAGACGAGGAUGCUUUUAAGGUUUUGCGGGAGAGGGGAGGAGGUGGCAUAGGAAUCUUAGUUUCCAAAGCUCCAAAAGAAACCAAUGCAUCGUAUUCAUUGAAGGACCCAUUGGAGGUAAUAAGCACAAAUUUGUAGGGCACACCUUGUCCCAUAUUCCCACAUUCUACCUCCACAAUCUACUCACUACAUACCACGCUUGUUGUUUCAUUUACUUUUCAAUAACUCUUUUAAAACUCUCUAUAAUCCUACUUUGAUCCCAAUUAAAUUCUUAAUCCCACAAGUCCCACUAAUAAGGUCAUCUCCAAUGGGAUGCCCAAAGGAGAUGCUCAAAGGAGAGAGAAGAAGAUGUUUAAAGGUGCCACUAUUGGAAAUGGGUGCUUAGAGGAGGUGUUCAAAGAAGAAAGAGAGUGAGAGAUGCUCAAGAGAGCACCUGAUGCUAGCAUUCAAAAUCAUGUGUGCAUUCUUUUAUUUUUUGUAAAAUAAGCUUUUUUUAAUAGUACACUCUCUUUUUAAUGAUUUUUUUCUUUUCAUUUUUGUGUCUCUUUUUUUCCCCGGAAAAAAUCUUUACCAUUUUU
Messenger RNA from Cuscuta campestris, 1966 nucleotides. NCBI's taxonomy places the organism in Eukaryota, Viridiplantae, Streptophyta, Magnoliopsida, Solanales, Convolvulaceae. The record is from the annotation of a GenBank genome assembly.